Anguilla anguilla (European eel) is the source of this 9364-nucleotide messenger RNA. RefSeq names its product myosin VB (gene myo5b). Gene Ontology annotation, molecular function: microfilament motor activity; ATP binding; actin filament binding. Gene Ontology annotation, biological process: vesicle transport along actin filament; actin filament organization. Gene Ontology annotation, cellular component: cytoplasm; vesicle; actin cytoskeleton. The record is from RefSeq and is a predicted model, not a curated record. The transcript is spliced from 40 exons. Lineage: Eukaryota; Metazoa; Chordata; Actinopteri; Anguilliformes; Anguillidae. Bases 769 to 6336 code for a protein of 1855 amino acids.
CGUCCGGCUGGUAAGGUUUUGAUGUGCAUCUUCGUUUGCGGAAAAAUGAUAAAACAACACAGAAACACGUCCGCUAAACAGUAAAUCGGCAAGCACGUGCAGUGCCAGCGCUUAUCCGUGACAGGAGGGCGGCUGUACAGUAGCGUUACUGACCCACGCGCCGCAUUAACUUGUGCUGCGGAUGCAUUUGAAAAUGCAGUUCGCGUCUGAACCUGAAGGUGUCUCGGUGCUGCUCAGUGUGCGGGCAAACUGCGUUCCUCCAGCCUCUGCCACAGUCCUGCCAGUUAACACGGGAUGUCGAGUCCAUGGAUACGGAAAGGAAGUAAACUGGAGUCGUUGCUUUGAUACUUUUUUCUCCUUCCAUUAACCUGCCGCCCUGUACAGCUUGUCGGUGUAUCCCCAUCUGUCUUUUGAGGCGUUGUCUAAUCCUGUGGAGCAGGUGCACGAGGAUGGGAAAGGCAUAGUUUCCCCAACAGGAUUGAGAGACGAAAAAUAAGCACCUGGUAAAAGAGGAAAAGGUCGGAAGCCGCUAACUAGCUUGCUAGCUAAGCACAUAAAACGACGCGCCCGAACAGCUUGGGCAGGUCAACUCGGGAACUCUUACCUGAAUCUGAAAAAUGAGGUCUGGACAACCGUAUUAUUAGAGGGGAAAAUACUACACUGGAAUACCUAUAUUAUUAUUUGCCUUUUUUUUUCGAAAAGGAAAGGUUUUGAGUUGAUGUUCGAGUAUUUUUGGUAAGACGGAGCGGGCUCGUCCGGUGGGACAAGAUGUCAGUGAACGAGCUCUUCACUCAGUACACCAGGGUGUGGAUCCCAGACCCAGACGAUGUGUGGAAAGCGGCAGAGAUCAUCAAAGACUACAAGGAGGGGGACCCCAUCCUGCACCUCAAACUCGAGGAUGAAACGCCUCUGGAGUACCCCAUCGGGCCCAAACACAACCAGCUCCCCUUUCUACGGAACCCCGAUAUCCUGGUGGGAGAGAAUGACCUCACCGCACUCAGCUACCUCCACGAGCCGGCCGUGCUGCACAACCUGCGUGUGCGCUUCCUGGAGUCCAAUCACAUCUACACCUACUGCGGGAUUGUUCUGGUGGCCAUUAACCCCUACGAGCAGGUGCCCAUAUAUGGAGAGGAAGUCAUCAACGCCUACAGCGGCCAGAACAUGGGGGACAUGGACCCCCACAUCUUCGCUGUGGCUGAGGAGGCCUACAAGCAGAUGGCCAGGGAUGAGAGGAACCAGUCGAUCAUCGUGAGCGGCGAGUCGGGGGCGGGGAAGACGGUCUCGGCGAAAUACGCCAUGCGCUUCUUUGCCACGGUCGGUGGGUCGGCCAACGACACCAGCGUGGAGGAGAAAGUGCUGGCCUCCAGCCCCAUCAUGGAGGCCAUCGGGAACGCCAAAACCACGCGGAACGACAACAGCAGCCGCUUCGGGAAGUACAUCCAGAUCGGCUUCGACCGGCGGUACCACAUCAUCGGAGCCAACAUGAGGACCUACCUGCUGGAGAAGUCCCGGGUCGUCUUUCAGGCUGAGGACGAGAGGAACUACCACAUCUUCUACCAGCUGUGCGCCUCCGCGGUGCUCCCUGAUUUCAAAGACCUGGCCCUGACCAGCGCGGAGGACUACGCCUACACCUCCAUGGGCGAGAACAUCUUCAUCCCUGGCGUGAACGAUGCUGAAGACUUUGAGAAGACCAUGCAGGCCUUCACUAUGCUGGGUGUGAAGGAGAGCCACCAGCUCAGCAUCUAUAAGAUCGUGGCCUCCAUCCUGCACCUGGGGAAUGUGGAGAUCCUGUCGGAGAGGGACGGGGAGUCGUGCCACGUCUCGCACGACGACCCCCACCUGCACCACUUCUGCAGGCUGCUGGGGGUGGAGCUGGAGCAGAUGGAGCACUGGCUGUGCCACAGGAAGCUGGUGACGUCGACGGAGACGUACGUGAAGAACGCGUCGCGGACGCAGGCGGCUAACGCGCGCGACGCGCUAGCGAAGCACAUCUACGCCCAGCUCUUCCAGUGGAUCGUGGAGCACAUCAACAAGGCCCUGCACACCACCUCCAAACAGCACUCCUUCAUCGGCGUGCUCGACAUCUACGGGUUUGAAACGUUUGAAAUUAACAGCUUUGAGCAGUUCUGCAUAAACUACGCCAACGAGAAGCUCCAGCAGCAGUUCAACUCGCACGUGUUCAAGCUGGAACAGGACGAGUAUGUGAAGGAGCAGAUUCCCUGGACCCUCAUCGAUUUCUAUGAUAACCAGCCCUGCAUCGACCUCAUCGAAGCCAAGCUGGGAAUCCUGGACCUCCUGGACGAGGAGUGCAAGGUGCCGAAGGGGACGGACCAGAACUGGGCCCAGAAGCUGUACGGCAAGCAUUCGGGCAGCGAGCACUUCCAGAAACCCCGCAUGUCCAACACCUCCUUCAUCGUUAUCCACUUCGCCGACAAGGUGGAGUACCAGUGUGACGGCUUCCUGGAGAAGAACAGAGACACGGUCUACGAGGAGCAGAUCAACAUCCUGAAGGCCAGCAAGUUCCAGCUGGUGGCAGACCUGUUCCAGGACGGGAAGGAGGCGCCCGCCCCCACCACGACUAGCAAGGGCACCCGCAUCAACGUGCGGCCCGCCAAACCGGGCCUCAAAGCCCCCAACCGGGAGCACCGGAAGACUGUGGGCCACCAGUUCCGGAGCUCUCUGCAGCUGCUGAUGGAGACGCUGAAUGCCACCACACCUCACUAUGUGCGCUGCAUCAAACCCAACGAUGAGAAGGAGCCCUUCUCGUUUGACUCCAGGCGAGCUGUGCAGCAGUUGCGUGCGUGUGGAGUGUUGGAGACUAUCCGCAUCAGUGCCGCUGGCUACCCAUCCAGGUGGACGUACUCGGACUUCUUCAGCAGGUACCGGGUUCUGAUGAAGAAGAAGGACAUCUCCAACGCGGAUAAGAAGGUGGUCUGCAAAACACUGCUGGAGACUCUGAUCAAGGAUCCAGACAAGUUCCAGUUUGGGAGGACCAAGAUCUUCUUCCGCGCGGGCCAGGUGGCGUACCUGGAGAAGCUUCGGGCCGAUAAGUUCCGCGCGGCCUGCAUAAAGAUCCAGAAGACGGUGCGAGGCUGGCUGCAGAGACUGCGCUACCGCAAGAUCCGCAAGAUGGCCCUGACCCUGCAGCGCUACGGGCGCGGCUACCUGGCCCGCAGGCACGCUGAGUUCUUGCGGCUCACUCGCGCCGCCCUGGUGUGUCAGAAGCAGUACCGCAUGGUGCGGGACCGUCGGGCGUUCCUGCACACCAGGCAGGCGGUGGUCACCAUCCAGGCCUUCGCCAGAGGCAUGUUCACACGCAGGAUCUACCAGGAGUUCCUGCUCCACCACAAGGCCACCAUCAUCCAGAAGUCGGUGCGCGGCUGGAUGCAGCGUAAGAAGUUCCGGCAGGCGCGGAACGCGGCGGUGGUGAUCCAGUGCGCGUACCGCCGCCUGCAGGCCCGCCGCCGGCUGCAGCAGCUGAAGAUCGAGGCGCGCUCCGCCCAGCACCUGAAGAAGCUCAACGUCGGCAUGGAGAACAAGAUCGUCCAGCUGCAGAGGAAGGUGGACGACCAGAAUAAGGAGUACAAGACCCAGAACGAGCAGCUGUCCCUGGCUAACACAGCCCUGAACACUGAGGUCACCAAGCUACAGAGGGAGCUGGAGAGCAUGCGCAGUCGCCAGGGAGACGGCAAUCAGCUGACCUCCCUGCAGGAGGAGCUGGAGAGGCUGAGGGCGGAGCUAGAGGAAGCACACGCCCACAGGAAGCAGCUGGAAGAGGAGUACAGCAGCGAGAAGAAGGGCCUAGAACAGAGAGUCGAGGAGCUGGAGCGAGAGAACUCGCUGCUGAAAAAGGAUAAGGAACAGAUGAACAAGAGAAUCCUCAUCCAGUCCAAAAGCACAGAAGACCAGGAGAGCAGCGUUUCUCAGAAAGAGGCCAGUUUUCGGACGGAGCUGGACGAGGAACGCCUACGAUACCAGAACCUGGUGAAGGAAUACUCCAGACUGGAGCAGCGAUAUGACAACCUACAGGAGGAGGUCGCUCUGGCUAAGUUCCAGCCGGGCCACAGGAGGAAUCCGUCCAAUCAGAGCAGCCUGGAGUCGGACUCUAAUUACACCUCCAUCUCCACCUCUGAAAUAGGAGACACAGAGGACUCCAUUCAGCUGGUGGAGGAGAUGGGUCUGGAGAAAGCGGCGAUGGACAUCAGCGUGUUCAUGAAGCUGCAGAAGAGAGUGAGAGAGCUGGAGCAGGAGAGGAAGAGGCUGCAGGCCAGCCUGGACAAGGCCGAGGAGCUGGCCAAACGCAAGGGAUCAAUCUCCCAGGGAUCAGAGCACAAAGGUUCCGUGUCGGACCAGGACUACAGCUCGGAGGUGGCGUACGACAGCCUUAAGAGACAGGAACUGGAGUCUGAGAACAAGAAGCUGAAGAAUGACCUCAAUGAACUACGGAAAACCAUGGUCAACAAAGCCUCCCAGGGCAGCUCGUCCAAUGAGCUGCAGGAUGGCUACAACCUCCUGCUUAACCAGCUCAAGGCAGCCAAUGAGGAGCUUGAAGUGCGGAAGGAGGAGGUCCUUAUUCUUAGAACCCAGAUCGUCAGCGCCUCUCAACAGAAGGAGGCAGAAGUUCUUGCACAGGAGGGCAGUGAUGUGUCUGGAUGGACCAACAGCAACAAGCAGGUGGAGAAGGACAAAGACGUGCAGGGGAACCACAGUCUGAGCGAAGCCAAGAAGGCUCAGGACUGGGGCUAUCUGAAUGAAGACGGUGAGCUGGGUCUGGCUUACCAGGGCUUAAAGCAAGUCGCCAGGCUCCUGGAGGCGCAGCUGCAGUCGCAGGCGCGGAAGCACGCGGACGAGCUGGAGGCCCUGCGCACGCAGAACGAGCUGCUGCGGCACGAGAUCGAGAAGCGGCAGGAGGAGCUCACCCAGAUGCAGGCGCUGCCUCCCGAGGCGCAGGUGGAGUUCAGCAUCCAGCAGGAGUUCACGCGCCUCACCAACGAGAACCUGGAUCUUAAGGAGCUGGUGGAGAAGAUGGACAAGAACGAGCGCAAGCUGAAGAAGCAGCUGAGGAUCUACAUGAAGAAGGUCCAGGAGCUGGAAGUGUCCCAGGCGGCCCUGCAGACGAGCCGGGCCCGGCCCGAGCUGACCCGCCAGGUGACGGUCCAGCGCAAGGAUAAGGACUUUGAGGGCAUGCUGGAGUACAGCAAGGAGGACGAGCAGCAGCUGGUCAAGAACCUGGUGACAGAUAUGAAGCCGGGAACGGUGUCGGCCACAGUGCCCUGUCUUCCCGCCUACAUCAUGUUCAUGUGCAUCCGCCAUGCGGACUACAUUAACGACGACCAGAAAGUGCACUCCCUGCUCACAUCCACAAUCAACGCCAUCAAGAAGGUUCUCAAGAAACACAACAAUGACUUUGAGAUGACCUCCUUCUGGCUGGCCAACACCAGCAGGCUCCUGCACUGUCUGAAGCAGUACAGCGGGGACGAGGCGUUUAUGACCCAGAACACGGCCAAGCAGAACGAGCACUGUCUGAAGAACUUCGACCUGGCCGAGUACCGGCAGGUGCUGAGCGACCUGUCCAUCCAGAUUUACCAGCAGCUGGUACGCGUGGCUGAGGCCAUCCUGCAGCCUAUGAUCGUGUCGGCCAUGUUGGAGAGCGAGAGCAUCCCCAGCCUGGCGGGGGUGAAGCCCAUGGGCUACCGGAACCGGUCCUCCAGCAUGGACUGCGAGUCGGGCGGGCCGGGCGGCUACACGCUGGAGGCGCUGAUCCGGCAGCUGGGCCAGUUCCACAGCACCAUGGGGGCCCACGGGCUCGACCCCGAGAUCAGCCAGCAGGUGGUGCGCCAGAUGUUCUACUGCAUCAACUCCGUCACCCUCAACAACCUGCUGCUGCGCAAGGACGUGUGCUCCUGGAGCACGGGCAUGCAGCUGAGGUACAACGUCAGUCAGAUGGAGGAGUGGCUUCGGGGGAAGAACCUGCAGCAGAGCGGGUCUGUGGCCACCAUGGAGCCCAUCAUUCAGGCCGCUCAGCUGCUGCAGGUCAAGAAGAAGACCUCCCAGGAUGCAGAGGCCAUCUGCUCCCUCUGCGCUUCUCUCACUACACCACAGAUCGUGAAAAUCCUCACCCUCUACACGCCGCUCAACGAGUUUGAGGAGAGAGUCACUGUGUCCUUCAUCAGGACUAUACAGGGUCAGUUGCAGGAUCGCAAUGACAGUGGUCAGCUGCUGGUGGACACUAAGCACACCUUCCCUGUGCUGUUCCCCUACACCCCCUCCGCCCUCAGUCUGGAGACCCUACACAUCCCCGCCUGCCUCAACCUCAACUUCCUCUCCCGAGUCUGAGGCAUUCUGUCCGUCUGUCUGCCUGAACCAGAGAGAGCCCAGCCCCACAGCUCUGUCUCUCCACCUCCACCAGACUGGGCCAAACUCCUGGGAUCUGUCUGUCUGUUCGUCUGUCCGUCUGAACCAGUGAGAGCCCAGCCCUACAGCUCUGUCUCUCCACCUCCACCAGACUGGGCCAAACCCCUGGGCUCUGUCCGUCUGUCCAUCUGUCUGCCUGAACCAGAGAGAGCCCAGCCCCACAGCUCUGUCUCUCCACCUCCACCAGAGUGGGCUGAACUCCUUGGAUCCGUCUGUCCGUCUGUCCGACUCAACCAGAGGGAGCUAAACCCACGGCCCUGUCUGCGUGUAUGUGUGUCUGUCUGUGUCUGCUUUCUGAGGGUGCAACAGCCCUUAAGAUGAUUGACAUAAAUCAGAGGGGUAACCCCGUCCCCAAUGGGGCGUGCUUCUCUGAACUGGGCAGAACUCUGCAGGACCCCAGUCUCCAAAGCUUCUGUCCCAUCCUUUCUGCUCGCCUAUAGCCUCUCAGCUGGGCCAUGUCAUAAAGACCUAGCACCAGGGUCCACGACCAGAACCAGGACCAGGGCCAGAACCAGAAUCACAACGAGGAGUCCACAACCUUUCAGCCAUCUGCAUAUCCCAGAUAGCACAGCUCCAUCGCCAUGACAGCAACACUAAAUGUCUAACUGCCCCUCCUGAGGAGCGACCCUUCGGAUCUCCCGCCUGUCCUGCCCAAAUCUCUGGAAUGCUUUUGGGAGGAGGGUGCCGGUUACUCUUCUCUGGGGGCCCGUGUCCUGCCAGACAGUGGACUGAGGACUCACUUAUUCGCCUCAGUGCUGCUGGGUUCAGGUUCUGAAGAUUGAUUAUUCAUGCCUGAUGUGCUCUUUGGGAAGAGUGAGUCAAUCGUGAUGGAGAUUCUGGUGAUUCUUGGUACUGGACAACUUUUUUCUCUAACAACAAGCACUCUUUUGCGACAGAGAUUUUCCUCCUGCCUUUAUUAUGGUGAAGCUCUUUACUUUCAGGGUGUCUGUACAUAUCUGAGUCUUUUCCUGAUGGAGAUGAGAGCUGUCACUGGUGUGACCUGAGAACAGGACAGGCAGUUCCUGGGUGUGGCUUUGGCCUUGUAACAUCACUGCUGACAUCACAAUGUGUCUCAGCACAGCACACCUUAAAGCAGAGAAAGUGAGGACAGAAUGGAUAGAGGAGAAAGAGGAAGAGUGGAGAAGAGAGAGAGGAUGGGAGACAUCCAGUCAGAACGAGGGAGAAAGAGAAAGGAGAGAUGGAUUGAGAGAAAAAAGUGCAAAGAGGGAUGAAUGAAGAUGAAAAGGGAGAGUGAGGAAUAGAUGAAAGAGGGGAAGAGAAAGGGGAGGUGGAGAAGAGAAAGACAGACGGAGAGAGGAAGAGAAGACAGGGGGAUGAGGAGAGAACGGGAGGGGGAGAAGUGAGAGAGAGGGAUGGGGAGAGCCAGUGCGGAAUGGAGAAAGUGAAUAUCAGCAGGUGAGACUGGAAGGUUGCGUACGCAUUUCAGCACAGCAGUCUAAUACAGCACCAGCACUGCACCAGAGCCAGGUUAUCUGUGAGUCGAGACCAAUCACAACAGCCUUUGAUUUCAAAACGACUGAAGAUGCAGACUCAUUUUUCAGAUGCUGUACGAUCGCAAUCGGAAGCUGUUUUGUCAGAAAGUUGCUUCUGGCGUGUUCUGCGGUUCCUCCAGAUAAAGUGGUCAGGUGAGAGUGAACAGAGAACACAAGCUGUAUCCCAGCAGCUCAGAAUGGUAACCUGUCCUGAACCUGAAAGGUAUGUGAGAAGGGGUGUAGUUCUAGUGUAGGUGAGGACUGUACCGCUCCUUGGUCGGGCUAUAGAGACAGCAGAACCAUUGUUAUGUCUUUGUCUCCUGCUGUACAUAGUCCAUUCAGACCAUGUCGCUGUUUUAAAUCUCCACAACCCCAUAGGGUGAUGGGUGUUCAGACUCUUAGUGUGGGUGAACUGGUAUCAGUCUUUCAGAUUCUGAUCACAAACGGGAACCGGGGAAACCCUCUUCUUUCAUUGCUAAUGAAGUGCAGCAUCUACCUUUAAAAAAAAAAAAAAUUUACUUGAUUUUAUUUCACAUUAAAUUUAUUCAGACGUCGAAAUGUACGUUUGAUAUACAAUUUUUACUUUUUUUAUUGGGGAAAGGGACGGGGCUGUCUAUCGUUAAUGUUGUGAGUGUCAUCCUGUCUGAGCUCGUUUCGCCCUUUCCACCCAUCCAUGUUCAGGAGUGUAGUAACUCAGAAAUGAGACAGAUUGUGACAUUCAUUUUCUUGUUAUGUGCUGCCACCUGCAGUCAGAUGUGUGGUAAUGCGCAAAAGUGAGGAGCCAGAUUAAUUCAGAAUGCACUCCACUGUGUCUGAGGGAACAGACACCAUAGCAAUAUGAAACACUCGUGCACUCAUGUGCGCACACAAGCAUAUUUCAUAGACAGUAUGGAGUAGAAUAUUCCUGUCUUAGAGUGUCAGUGCACAACUUUUAUUUGCCAAAACGCGCGUCUUAGAAAAGGCCUUAAAGUUGAGGGUUACGUGUGCCAUAACUGCACCUGACACUGUUUCUCUUUACUUUGUCUUCAUAAUGCUGCACACUGUAAAGAUGUGUCUGUUGCUGUAGCUCUUUCGUGGAGCUGUGGCCCUGUAAUGGUGGCUUCACAUAAUUUGUCUGCUUCCUGGUCUCACCUGUCAGUUUUGCCACCACUGUCAUUUCUUUCAGUGGUACAGGGUGGUGUGUGUGUGUGUGCGCGUCCUUGCGUACGUGUAUAAAUAUUUAAAAUGAAAAAUGUUGUGAAUUUGAAAGGUGCAUAUGUGGUAGGGAGCCGUCAGUGAAGGCUGGGGUGAGAUUUAUAUGAUUUUAAGAACCUUAUUAUACCCGAUUUAUGCUAAUCAAAAUGGAAAUAAUUUUACUAUUUGAACAAAGGUAUAAACUGCACAUUGCUGUCUAUGAAAAAUCCAUUAUAUCAUAAAGUUGAAUACAACAAUGGAAAUAAAGGCUGAUUUUUUAAAAA